This is a messenger RNA of Alternaria ethzedia, 918 nucleotides long. RefSeq lists its product as uncharacterized. Lineage: Eukaryota; Fungi; Ascomycota; Dothideomycetes; Pleosporales; Pleosporaceae. The record is from RefSeq and is a predicted model, not a curated record. The transcript has a single exon. Bases 1 to 918 code for a protein of 305 amino acids.
AUGAUGGGACAGGCGGCUGUGAUAGGCUGGUUGUCCAAGGCAUGUCGAGGUGAGGAGUUCACUGAAGAGGAGCUCAAGGUAGGUAAUAUGGUAAGAACGGGUGUUGUACCGCUUAUUGAGGAUGAGGGCUGGGACCCUGGAAUGGAACUGCAGAACCAGCUUUUUCCUCCAGCUCCCACGGUUGUCAAAGAGCUAGAUACCGCCGAGUCAACGGUUACUGGAGCACCUGUCAACUGCAGCUGGAUGUACUUCGACUUCUCAGCAUCGUCCUUAAAGUCACUAAAGCACCUCGCAACAACCACACUUCCCCAAGACUCCACCAGCUUCAUAUCAACCGACGACGCCCUCUCCGCUUUCAUCUUCCUCUCCGUUCUACGCGCAAGACAAACACGCCUACCCCCUAACAUAUCAACGACCUUCGCACGAGCUGUGGAUGCCAGACGCUACCUCAACAUCCACCCCAACUACCCCGGCAUACUCCAAAACAUGACAUACACCACCUACACACUAUCCACCCUCCUCUCCACUCCUCUCGGCCACAUCGCCGCCACCAUGCGCCAAUCCAUCGACCCCAAAACCUCAGACCUCGCACGGCGAACACGCUCUCUCGCCACGUUCCUCGCCCAAUCACCAGCCAAUGCAGCGAAAACGAGUCCGACAGCUACCCUCGAUAUGAGCGUUGAUAUUGCGCUUAGCUCGUGGACCAAAGUACCGGCUUAUGAGUGGGAUUUUGGACUUGGGCUGGGUCCUGCGGUUGCUGUCCGCAGACCGGGCUUUGUGCCUGUAGAGGGACUGAUGUAUUUGAUGCCGAAGAGUAGGGAUGGGAGUGUGGCUGUUGCCAUGUGUUUGCGAGAGGAGGAUUUGGGUUGUCUGAGAAGGGAUGGGGAGUGGGAGAGGGUGGCUAGGUGUAUUGGUUGA